UGAAACCAGAAAUCAUCGGCUUCGCAUGCGCGACUUUGAACAGUAAAGAUUUUUACAAGAAGCAAGAAAUCGCGUGGAUACCAGAGAUGAAAGUCAAGUAUCCAGAGACGCUCGUCGAGAGAGACGACCUCAGUCAAGCAGCCAAGGAUUGCGUACGUCACUUCCAUCAGUUUGAGAAUCAGGAGCGUGCGCCGGAGAGCGUGAUACGUUCCCAUCCUGCGUUACUCACGUGCUGUGUGUUGCCGCAAGCGAGCGAUCCGCUCGCCGCCGCCAGACUGCUCGCUUGUCUGCUCGCUGCGCUCAGAUCGCUUGGUGUUAAUGGCGUCCACGCGUGCAUAAACGCAACGGACCACUACCUACAUCAGUUCUACAGUAAGCUAGGUUUCGUGGAAGUGCACCGCGAGGAAAACGGUCGGGUAUAUCUAGCGCGCUCCUUCUAG
Diatraea saccharalis (sugarcane borer) is the source of this 440-nucleotide messenger RNA. The record is from the annotation of a GenBank genome assembly. NCBI's taxonomy places the organism in Eukaryota, Metazoa, Arthropoda, Insecta, Lepidoptera, Crambidae.